Stomoxys calcitrans (stable fly) is the source of this 2482-nucleotide messenger RNA. It is a transcript of the gene tgo, whose product is annotated as aryl hydrocarbon receptor nuclear translocator homolog. The coding region runs from base 378 to 2315 and encodes 645 amino acids. The record is from RefSeq and is a predicted model, not a curated record. Gene Ontology annotation, molecular function: protein dimerization activity; DNA-binding transcription factor activity, RNA polymerase II-specific; RNA polymerase II cis-regulatory region sequence-specific DNA binding. Gene Ontology annotation, biological process: regulation of transcription by RNA polymerase II. The transcript has a single exon. NCBI's taxonomy places the organism in Eukaryota, Metazoa, Arthropoda, Insecta, Diptera, Muscidae. Gene Ontology annotation, cellular component: nucleus; cytoplasm; aryl hydrocarbon receptor complex.
UUUUACACACAAACUACACCAUCAAAUACACAGAACAAUUUUCUCUUCUUACCUUCUUACAAACAAUUUAAUGGAAAAUGAUAUAAUUUCGAAGCAAAAUUUAGAAGAUUAAGCCCUGUGUGAUUAUUGAUCCAAAAAUUUUAUACUAUUUACCUGUAAAAAUCAUGUAAAACUCAGUAUAGUUGUUAAUAAAAAGUUCAUUCCAAGAAAAACGGGCUCAACACGUCACAACCCUCUUGCAUACGAAGAAAAACAGUGGCGCUAGCAAUCGGGUGUAGAGAGAAAUUAACGCAAUACACCAAACAGCAAAGAACAACGAGAAAAAGUAAAAGAAGUUACGACCUAAAUAGAAGAGAAACUCAUUGCAUAUUCCAAUCAUGGACGAUACCAGUAUACAGGACAAGGAACGAUAUGCCAGUCGUGAGAACCACUGUGAAAUCGAACGCAGAAGGCGUAAUAAGAUGACAGCCUAUAUCACAGAGCUUUCCGAUAUGGUGCCUACUUGCAGCGCACUGGCUAGAAAACCUGAUAAAUUAACCAUUUUGCGAAUGGCCGUAGCCCAUAUGAAGGCCUUGAGAGGCACCGGGAAUACCAGCAGUGAUGGUACCUACAAGCCCUCAUUUCUAACCGAUCAGGAAUUGAAACAUUUAAUUUUGGAAGCUGCAGAUGGAUUUCUUUUUGUGGUUUCCUGUGAUUCUGGUAGAGUUAUAUAUGUUUCGGAUUCCGUGACACCAGUAUUGAAUUAUACGCAGAGCGAUUGGUAUGGUACCAGUCUCUAUGAGCAUAUACAUCCAGAUGACCGUGAGAAGAUCAGAGAACAACUAUCCACCCAAGAAUCACAAAAUUCAGGGCGCAUAUUAGAUCUGAAAUCGGGUACUGUCAAAAAAGAGGGCCAUCAAUCAUCCAUGCGUUUAAGCAUGGGUGCUCGUCGUGGGUUUAUAUGUCGCAUGCGAGUGGGUAAUGUCAACCCAGAAACUAUGGUAGCUGGACACUUGAAUCGUUUAAAACAACGCAAUUCAUUGGGACCUUCCAGAGAUGGAACAAAUUUCGCGGUAGUACAUUGCACUGGGUAUAUAAAGAAUUGGCCACCAACAGAAAUGUUUCCCGGGGUGCAUAUGGAACGUCCUGACGAUGACAUGCAUGGAUCUCAUUGUUGUCUUGUUGCUAUUGGUCGCUUACAGGUUACGUCCACAGCCUCCACCGAUGUCACAAAUGCAAAUAAUCAAUCCGAAUUUAUAACACGCCAUGCCAUCGAUGGCAAGUUUACAUUCGUCGAUCAACGUGUCAUGAAUAUUUUGGGUUAUACGCCUCCAGAGUUGCUGGGCAAAAUCUGCUACGAUUUCUUCCAUCCUGAGGACCAAUCACACAUGAAAGAAAGUUUUGAGCAGGUGUUGAAACAGAAGGGCCAAAUGUUCUCCCUAAUGUACAGAGCAAGAGGCAAAUCGGGCGAAUAUGUUUGGCUCAGAACUCAAGCGUAUGCCUUUUUAAAUCCCUAUACGGAUGAGGUGGAGUAUAUCGUGUGUACCAAUAGCGCGAAUAAGACAUCAUUGCAUGCGGCCACAGGCCAUGACAACAAUAAUCCAGAGCCGCAAGAACAUGUCUACGUUACACCGGGGGUAGAUUACACAUUGCAAGCACGGCGAGAUGUAACGCCUUCUGGUGCAGCAGGAGAUCCCAAUAUGUAUGGAGCACCCCAUAAUAUGAUACCCACCAAUGCAGGACCACAUCAUUUGCCGCAGCAACCAUCGUCGCAGCCACCACAAAAUGUACAAAGACCAUCUUCAACACAGAAUCCUGUACCAUAUAGCUAUGAUGCAACUCACUCACCUCUGGCAUAUAACACCGCCACAGGCGGUCCUUCACCCAAUACAGGGCAUAUGGCUAAAAUUCCCAAAGCAAACACUUCGCCAACACCGCAGCAUCCCUCAAAUUGGCCAUUGAGACCGCCACCGCAGCAACAGCAGCCCGUGACAGAGGGCUACCAAUAUCCUCAAUCAAGUCCAGUUCGAUCGCCAAGUGGACCCACAUACACACAAUUAAGUGCCGGCAAUGCCCGACAAGCAGCUGCUUACCAAACGGGACCGGCACAAGCCCCUCCGCCAGGCAUGUGGGACUGGCAGGCAGCGCCCCACCCUGGAGCCCAUCCGCAUCAUGCACCCCACCCACAUGCCACUCAUCCCGUGCAUCACGUUCCCGGCCAGCAGCCACCGCAACAGGGGCAAGAAUUUUCCGAUAUGUUGCAAAUGUUGGAUCAAAGUGCUCCUGGCACAUUUGAGGAUCUAACCAUAAAUAUGUUUAAUUCACAAUUUGAAUAAGUUUGUCUAGUAUUACGAUGUAUGUUCGCAUAUAAGAGUAAACGCGUUUAGGCAGCAAAAUGAGAAAAAUAGUUUAUAAGUCUAAACUUUUCUAAUAUUAUUUCUAAUAUACAUACGACAAAACAAAACGAAAAAAAUACACAAAACUUAAUAUAAGAUUUAAAUAA